GCCGGCGCGCCAAGAUGGCUGCGAACGUGUUCUCGUUCCGCGACGCCCGCGCCGCGCCGGAUCCCGUGCCCGAGGCCGAGCCCGUGGCGCCGGGGCCGCUGCCUCUGGUGCUGGACAACGGAUCUUUCCAGGCCCGCGCCGGCUGGGCGUGCCCUGGGGGAGACCCGGGCCUGGAGCCUCGCCUGCAGUUCCGCGCGGUGUGCGCCCGCGGGCGGGGCGCGGCGCGGGGCGGGGCGGGCCCGCAGGUGGGCCACGCGCUGGGGAGCCUGGAGCCGCUGCGCUGGAUGCUGCGCUCGCCCUUCGACCGCAACGUGCCCGUCAACCUGGAGCUGCAGGAGCUGCUGCUGGACUACAGCUUCCAGCACCUGGGCGUCUCGUCGCUGGGUUGUGUGGAUCAUCCAAUCGUUUUGACUGAACCUGUGUGCAACCCUCUGUAUUCACGCCAAAUGAUGUCGGAGCUCCUCUUCGAAUGCUACAGGAUUCCCAAGGUUGCCUAUGGGAUCGAUGGCCUCUUCAGCUUUUACCACAAUAGGCCAAAGAACUCAGCCUCCAGUGGGCUCAUCAUUUCAUCUGGACACCAGUGUACUCACAUUUUACCCAUCUUGGAAGGAAGACUAGAUGCCAAAAACUGCAAACGCAUCAAUCUUGGAGGAAGCCAGGCAGCUGGUUACCUCCAGCGACUCCUGCAGCUGAAGUACCCUGGGCACCUGGCGGCCAUCACUCUCAGCCGCAUGGAGGAGAUCCUGCAUGAGCAUAGCUACAUUGCUGAGGACUACGUGGAAGAAUUGCAGAAGUGGCGGUGUCCUGAUUAUUAUGAGAACAACGUCCACAAGAUGCAGCUCCCAUUCUCCAGCAAGCUCCUGGGCAGCACCCUGACGGCUGAGGAAAAGCAAGAGCGGCGGCAGCAGCAGCUGCGGAGGCUGCAGGAGCUCAAUGCCCGGCGGCGGGAGGAGAAGCUGCAGCUAGAUCAGGAGCGGCUGGACCGGCUGCUCUAUGUACAGGAACUUCUAGAGGAUGGCCAGAUGGAUCAGUUUCACAAGGCUCUAAUGGAGCUGAACAUGGACUCCCCAGAAGAAUUGCAGUCCUACCUACGAAAGCUCAGUUCAGCUGUGGAGCAAGCCAAGCAGAAAAUCCCUCAGGCAGAGGUCAACCUCGAGGUGGAUGUGGUGGACAGCAAACCCGAGACCCCUGACCUGGAGCCCCUGGAGCCAUCUCUGGAGGACGUGGACAGCAUGAAUGAUUUCGAGCCCUUGUUCUCAGAGGAAGCACCUGAAGUGGAGAAGCCUGUUGCUGCCACUGUCCAGCCCGUGUUUAACUUGGCAGCGUACCAUCAGCUGUUUGUUGGGACAGAAAGAAUUCGAGCUCCAGAAAUUAUUUUCCAGCCAUCUCUCAUUGGAGAAGAACAGGCGGGUGUGGCGGAGACUCUUCAGUACAUUCUGGACAGGUACCCAAAGGCUGUUCAAGAAACACUGGUCCAGAAUAUUUUCCUCACUGGUGGGAAUGUAAUGUAUCCAGGGAUGAAAGCCAGGAUUGAAAAGGAACUGCUGGAGAUGAGGCCUUUUCAGUCUUCUUUCCAGGUUCAGCUCGCCUUGAACCCUGUGCUGGACGCCUGGUAUGGUGCUCGGGAAUGGGCCUUGGACCACCUAGAAGACAAUGGAGCCUGGGUCACCAGGAAAGAAUAUGAGGAAAAGGGAGGAGAGUAUCUCAAGGAACACUGUGCCUCCAACAUCUACGUCCCCAUCCGCCUGCCCAAGCAGGCCUCCCGUGCCUCGGAAGCCCCAGCGUCCAGCAGAGGCUCUGGGGGCAGUGGAAGUGGUCUAGGUGAGCAGGCCUAGCGGUGGAGCCUCGAGCCACAGCCUGCACACGCUGGCAGUGUGAGGGGACAGGGCUGCAUCUGUUGAACAUGU
Molecule: messenger RNA, 1907 nt
Organism: Dipodomys ordii (Ord's kangaroo rat)
Lineage: Eukaryota; Metazoa; Chordata; Mammalia; Rodentia; Heteromyidae
Gene: Actr5
Product: ARP5 actin-related protein 5 homolog (yeast)
Exons: 9
Coding region: 15-1835 (606 amino acids)
Biological process (GO): regulation of DNA-templated transcription
Cellular component (GO): cytoplasm; Ino80 complex
Source: RefSeq, a predicted model, not a curated record